UGUUUCUGACAUUUUGACUUUUUGCUUCGUUCUUUGUUGUUGUUGCUGUUGGAUCUUUGUUGUUGAUGAGUUGUUGAUGUUAGUGAGAUUUUUUUAUAUCAGUAAAUAUUGUAGGAACACAAUGUUGCCACUUUCCCGUUUCCACCGCUUUGAUUCAACUAGUAGUAAUUGUUUAUUCUUGAAAUAUUUCUCAUAUGUAUUAGCCUAUACUAAUCAAGAAACAAUAUCUUUUCAUGAUAUAAUAGGUAAUAAAUUUUCAUAACUGAUAUUAAAUAUUCUGGUAAUUCAUUAUAUUUCUUUGUACCAUAUGAACGACUUUCUAACCAGGAAUGCCCUGUGCAGUGAUCAAGAAAUUGGAAAUUUGGCAACGUUGAGGAGAAAAGUAUAAACAUAUCUGCUUUGUUCAAUGAAAGACAAGGAUAACAAACUAACCAAUGUUAAUCAAGAGCUGACUAAAACGUAAAUCUCACUGUUUCCUAUUUGGUUCUUCUAGGUUAGGCUCUAGGCUAGGCCUCACCCUAGCUUUUGAAGCCUUAGCACGUUCUUUAUCUUCCAUCAUGUUGUGGUGGAAAGAUGUCCGUUUUCAGACUCACUUUAGAUUUUCACUUUAAGAUUAGUUCCAUUUUAAUUACAAUGUAAAUUAUUUCGUUUGAAGAUGAAUCGGAGUGACGAAGGUAUCGAGGGAACUGAAGAUAAGCAUGAUAUCAACAGAAAAUCUGCAGCCGUCGAUAUUGAAGAUGAAAUUAUCCAUGGCAUGACAGCAUCAUACUCAGAAAUAUCAUUUAAUAAUGCAUUGUUAGAAUCGAAAGACUGUUCAGAACAUAGCAAUAAAUUGUGCACUACGCAAGGAGCUGAGAAUGUUGUUAAACCCGAAGAAAUCAAUCCUGAGCAUAAAGAGUAUCAGAAUGAAAGACCCAAAAAUCUGAAAUUGAUCAACGAUCUAGAAUCAAAUGUGAUAGAAAAACAGAGUGCAUCGCAUAAGGCUUUUGACUACUUGAAUCAGCUGAAUGGCACGGUUACCCAAGAAGGUGAUAUGGUACUUUUUGUUGCUGAAGAUUUGGAAAAUAAAAUCAAACUUUCCAGUCCCGUCAGUAAAAAAGAUCCCUUGUCAAGUUGCGGUUGGGAAAGUACUACUUCAUCUUGGUUAAAACAAAGCUUUACUGGAGAAAUACCAGUUGUGGACAUCACUAUUCUAAAUGAUUUGGAAACAGAAGUCAGUAAAAUAGCUACCUCAGUAGAUAGUCUCACAGAGAAUUUGGCGGAAAUAUUACACAGUAUUUCUGCCCUGACUGUUGAUUGUUUGGAAACAUAUAGAGAUGUUGUAUGCAAAACGUGUGAUUCGGUUGACGUCAAUAUAAAGUCCAUGUAUCAGCUGAUGGCAAAAUGCGAAGAACUUGGAAAAGCUAUGGCAUCUAUCUACAAACUCUCAGAUCAUAUCAAGGAAAUCAAACACUUUCUGGAUCUGUUUGAAAAUGUCGCCAACUGAACUUACAUGCCAGGCAAUUAUUCACUUCGUUUAUAAUAAAUGCCUCUCAAGGCAAGAGGAUAACGAUAGAAAUUUUUACAAACGGCCUAAUAUUGAAGCAGGAGAAAUUUCUACAAACGGCCUUCAAUUGAAUCAGAAGCUCCCACAUCCACAGCACCGGGCACUAAGAGAUAGGAUGCUCUAAAAUUAUCAGCCGAAAUAGACAAGUUUGAAGCACUUGUGAAUCGUUCAAACCUAGUGAUCCAUGUGGACCAUCCUUGAGGCUCCCGAAAAUUGAAAGCCUCUGCAGUGGCAACUUGAAACUGAGCUACCAACCCUUCAAACUCUUCUAGCUCUCUUCUACAUUUCUUGAUUGGUUUCUCUUUUUUGGUCCCAUUUUUCUAAUUCUUCUACCACCAUGAAGAAAUUCUUCAAUACUUGAGAGCCAUAAACACAAAACCGAACUUUAUUUGUCUUGGAUACAAAAACGUAUUUAACAUGUGUCAAACAAAACUGAUGUUUGAGACAAAAAGACCCUACUCGACUUAUAAUUCUAUUCAUUCAUUGUAUAUGAAUAAAUAAAUAAUACAGAUAAAUGAUAAUGAACUUACCUUCUGCUUCACUUUAAGGCCAUUUGUAGAAAUUUAUUCUGCUUCAAUUUUGGGCCGUCUGUAAAAAUUUCUAUCCUCUUACCUUGAGUGGCGUUAAUUUAAAGUUUAAUAGUUUUUCGAAAUACAAAAAGAUAAAUAAGUAUCAUCAACCCAACACUGUAAGAUUUAUAGAUUUCUUCAAUAAUAAAACAUAAAGUACUAAUUUCUUUAGUUCCAUAGAAAUAAAUUUAUUCAAUUGAGAUUCUAUAUUGUUAGGUUGGGCUUCCAAAUUGAAGUGCCCAGAGGCCAAUGGUGCAGCAUGCUCUGAAAAAUCAAAAUUUCCUUUUCAUCAAACAUAGAAUUAACACGAUCACGAAAUGUGCCAGAAAGGCGAAGUUUAUCAAGAAGUUUAUUGAAUUCAAAUCAUAAAUAUGAUGUAAUAUCAACUUUUCAUUUGUUAAAAAUAAUAAAUUACAUUUUACCUCAAGAAAUUAUAUUUUUCAAUAUGACUAAAUAAAUUUUCAUAAUU
Nilaparvata lugens (brown planthopper) is the source of this 2584-nucleotide messenger RNA. It is a transcript of the gene BORCS6, whose product is annotated as BLOC-1-related complex subunit 6. NCBI's taxonomy places the organism in Eukaryota, Metazoa, Arthropoda, Insecta, Hemiptera, Delphacidae. Gene Ontology annotation, cellular component: BORC complex. The record is from RefSeq and is a predicted model, not a curated record. The transcript has 8 exons. Gene Ontology annotation, biological process: lysosome localization. The coding region runs from base 656 to 1486 and encodes 276 amino acids.